AGGACGCGAUAGCAAACAUUUCAAUUCAUAACAUUAAAACAGGUCUACUAACUUCACCUCAAAAAUAAUAUUACGCCUGCUGAGAAAGAUAUGUCAAACUUAACUUUACCAAACUUCAUUAUUCUUCUAUUGUUUGUAGCGCUAGCAGCAUGUGAGGGUGAGUUUGACAAUGUCCGAUGCAAGUGUAUAUGCCCUGCAGAGCCGGACAUCAAGAGAGAUUUAGACAUCCAGGUUGUGACUGUAUCAUUGGCUGAAGAAUGUUCUUGUGAGCUGGUAAUGAAAAGAAAUGAGAGUGACUGUCUGCGAUGCGAAUGCAAGUAUGAAAGCCGGAACAUCACCACCAUUGAGGUUGUUAUUUUCCUGAUCAUCGUCGUUGUGAUUUGUCUUUUCAUCUAUCUGAUCGCUCUCGCUUUCCUCGAUCCCGAGAUGUUUAGAUCAAAACUCACAGAACCUCAGAUGGAAGACACUCUCACCCCUCAACCAGAUCUAUCAAGCACAAGGCAUUCAUCAUCCUACUUUGGCCGUGUGGGUAGUGCACAGAGAAGAUGGAGAUCACAGGUUCAGCAACAAAGGGAGAAUAUCUUCGAUAGACACACAAUUCUUAGCUGAAGGAACCAGUUCAUCAUGCAAUUUCAUCCCCAGUCCCACAUACUGCUUUUCAGUGAAAGUUUGCAAAUCAUCAACAUGUAAUAUGUAAGAGGACAUUAUUUCAGUGAUAUUUGUAAGCGAGUACUGUUUAAAUCAAUAAUCUGUGUUUUCACAUUCAAGUUAGCCUACUCGUUACCCUGCGCUAAUUGCAUCCGCAACUAAAUUUGCAAUUUACCUACCUGAUUCGAUUUCUCCAGUUAGUGCGAAAUGAUUCAUAUUUCUGGGAGAAGAGGUAAUUAAAUACAAAUAGUUGUUUGCUGCGGAAAGUUGAACUUUUAUUUCGGGUUCAUUGUGUAAGGUGCACUAUGUGCUGAAUGAAAUUUAAUCAAAAUGAAACAUAUGCUCUGAAACUGAUGUUUUGAGAGAAUUUAAGGGAUCCAUCUAUUCAACGUAAACCAAACUGUACUGAGAAUUCACAUGUGAAAGGGUCAUGUAGAAAGCUCAAUCGUUUUAUGAUAAUAUUCACAAAUGAUGAUGAUAGGGAAGGAACAUGAUAUAUUUUUCUUUAGUAUUUGGAUGAAGAAAAUAUUUUCACCUGAAGCAGUUAAUAUCAUCAUCAUGUUCAAAAUUCUAAUGCCAGAUUUGUGGUUAUUUUGUGUUGUGAAUUGCUUAUUGUCUUUUUUUUUAUUUAUGUCUUUACACAUAUCUCAUGUUGGGAUUCAUUGUAUUAUACAUUGUUUUAUUUCUGUAUAAAACCAUACAGUUCAGAUUUUACUUAAUGCUCGCCCUAUCUUAAGCUUUUGUAAGUCUGAAAUUCAUCGUUUGUCAAGUUUUCAAUAAUUUACAGAUAAGAUGAAUAAUGAGACAUGUUUUGUUUAAAACAUUCUAUCUAAAAUCUGAUAUUUCUUGGUAAAAUUUACUAUUGAAAUGUCCGUAUUAUUUAUGUUGGGUCCUCAACAAAAACAGAAAAACCUUAUGUUUUUCAUUUUGUUAUAAAAAAAAAACAUUUCUCUAGCAUGGAAUGAAUUGAAUACUUUAGGAUCCCAUCUUCAUAGAGAGCUUUCUGAUGUUGUAUUUUUUUAAAGAAAAAUAAACAUGAUUGAAUUAAUGUUCCGUAGAAAAAAGAAGAAGAUACAUUCACAAGAGAUGACUCUAAAACUGAUAAAUACGUUAAAAAAUACAUAUUAAACAUUUUAUAUUAUUCCAAAAAUCAGUUAAUAAAAGUGAUUUAACGGUCACUCCACCAUUGUAAAAUUGGAGUACGAAAUUAAUAUUCUAAUAUCAUUCACAUUAAAUCUGUACAAAGCUUAAGGCAGUCUUUAAAUGAAAUAUGUUUAAAAAUAUGUUUAAAAAUGUCAUUUGUAAUAUAGUUAAACAAAAGAAAUAUAUUUAUUACUGUUCUGUACAUAAUGUUAAUUUAUACAUCAGAUUUUCUAUAUUGUAUAAAUGAAUAAAAAGCAAUAAAUAUAA
Messenger RNA from Lytechinus pictus (painted urchin), 2058 nucleotides. RefSeq names its product transmembrane protein 9B-like. The transcript is spliced from 5 exons. Gene Ontology annotation, cellular component: lysosomal membrane. Bases 91 to 609 code for a protein of 172 amino acids. The record is from RefSeq and is a predicted model, not a curated record. Lineage: Eukaryota; Metazoa; Echinodermata; Echinoidea; Temnopleuroida; Toxopneustidae.